GCGCGCGCAGGCCCGCGCUCGCGGGCCGGAAGCGCUCGCGCAGCGCAGCUUCCCCUCAACGUUGUGGGGGGGGCAGUGGAGGCGGCGCCAUCUUGGCGGAGCCGUGCCGGGAGCUGCGGGACCCGUCCGAGCGGCGUGUCCGUUAAGUUGAUUUUACAGAAUUUAUCAGGUCUCCAAAGCAGAAACAGGUGAUUUUUGCUGUGGGUUGAGCUCAGCAUGGCUGUAGUCAUCCGUUUACAGGGGCUUCCUGUUGUUGCGGGUCCUCCAGAUAUUCGUCGUUUCUUCUUGGGAUUGAAUAUUCCUGAUGGAGGUGUGCAUAUUAUUGGAGGAGAGAUUGGGGAGGCUUUUAUUAUAUUUGCAACAGAUGAAGAUGCACGGCGUGCCAUGAGCUGUUCAGGAGGGUUUAUCAAGGACUCGCGCAUAGAGCUGUUUCUCAGCAGCAAGGCAGAGAUGCAGAGUACCAUAGAAAUGAGCCGGAAACGAUUUGACCGUGGGGGACGAGAAACUAUGUCUGGCUCUAGAAGAACAGGCACUAAUGGUUCUAGUACAUCAAGUGUUGGAGAUAUACCACACUUAGUUACAGCUUCUCCUAAAGGAAUGAGAAAACCUAGUUACGGGCCGCCAAAUCGCCUGGAGGCUGGUUUCCAUACCAACGGCACAAGAUACGGUGAUAUGGGUAUACCUAAGUCAAACUAUCAGAUAAGAAAGGAUUCUCACCCAUUUAACCCAGAUGAUCGUUACUUAUUUCUACGUGGUAUACCUUACUCUGCAACAGAAGUUGAAGUACGUGCUUUCCUUUCGGGGAUACAUGUGGAUGAAGUGAUUCUGAUAAAGCACCGUAAUGGUUUAAACAAUGGUGAUUGCUUGGUAAAAUGUGCUACACCUGGUGAUGCCUUAGAAGGACUUAAACGUCAUAGACAAUACAUGGGUCAGAGGUUUAUAGAAAUUAGUCCAACCACAGAGGAGCGGUGGAUUGAAUGUGGUGGAAUGAUAGACAUGCCAGAUGAAAUGGAUCACUUUUUGUGCGAAGAGCAUUCUCCAAGAAGUUCAGGCUACAUGCAUUCACGGAAGCAUUCUCGUUCAAGGUCACCAAGGAGACAAAGAACACAUUCUCGUUCAUCUCCCACCCAGGAGUAUUACAUACACUUAAGAAAUCUAUCUUUUAAUGUGGAGAAGAGAGAUUUGAGAGAUUUUUUUCCUGAUCUAGAUAUACACAGCAAACAGAUCAAGAUUCUAACAGAUAAGCAUCAGAAAAGGACUAGAGAUGCCUUUGUGGUGUUAAGGAGUGAGAGAGAAUAUCAGGCUGCUUUGGAAUGUCAUAGAAAGGUUCUUCUCAAUCGUCCUGUGUACAUUUUUCCAAUUUCAAGAAAGUCAAUGUUGAAAAUAAUUGACUCUUGUGAGAGGAAAAGAUCACUGGACAGAGAUCAUCUUGGACAGGCCAUAUCAGAAAAAAGUUACCGGGAAGGUCAUUCCAGCCCUAAGACUUGUGUUUAUGUAAGGAAUUUUCCAUUUGAUGUGUCAAAAAUUGAAGUGCAAAAAUUCUUUGCAAGGUUUGAUAUUGAUGAAGAUGAUAUUUACUUGCUCUAUGAUGAAAAAGGAGUUGGACUGGGAGAAGCACUAGUGAAGUUUAAAUCUGAAGAACAAGCCAUGAAAGCAGAAAAUUUAAAUCGUCAAACAUUUUUGGGAACAGAAGUAUUAAUAAGACUUAUAUCUCAAGAUCAGAUGCAGAAGUUUGGUGUACCUGCACCAUUAUCUGCACCAAAUGAAAUGCAUGGUCAUUCACAUCCGUAUGACAGAGUUGACCUCUCCCGUCCAGUUGGUUCACCAUCUGGGCCACCACAAGGGCCACCCAUGCAUUCAUUUGGUCCCCCUGGGAACUUCAGGCAUCAUUCUGAAUUUAGACAUCCCCCUGAGGACUUCAUGUGCCCUCCUAAGGAUUUUAGGGGUCCACCACCCCUCAUGGAUUUUGGUGGUGACAGUGAACCUUUUGGCAGAAUGGAGUUUGGGAAUAAUAAAAUGGGAAAUUUUCCUGAAGGAAGAUUUAUGCCAGAUCCAAAUUUCAGUGGUGGUUCUGAACGUGUUGUUCCUAUUCUAUUGAAAAAUUUACCUUUUAGAGCUACGCCUAAUGAGAUUCUGGAUUUUUUCUAUGGCUACAGAGUAAUACCAGAGUCAGUUUCUAUGCAGUACAAUGAAUAUGGAUUACCAUCUGGUGAUGCCAUCGUUGCUAUGACAAACUAUGAGGAAGCUAUGGCUGCUAUUAAUGAACUGAAUGAUAGGCCCAUUGGUCAACGGAAAGUUAAGUUGAGUUUGCUGUAGAGGAAAAGAUGCUCUAAUAACACAUUCUAGGUUUGACAGUAUUAACAGUUAUUUUAACUUUUAAUUACUGGAAGAUGGAAAACACUUUCCAUCAACGGUUGUAAAUAAUACCCAGUUCAGUUGUUUAGCUCUUGGUUGAAAUACCUGUAGGACAUUGAAUGUCAUACAUCAAGGUGUAAAAGGAUGGAGUUGUAAUGCUUUGGGUUUUGGGUUUGUUGGUUUUGGGUUUUGUUUUUGUUUUUUUUUUUUUUUUUUUAAAGGUUAAUUUCAGCCUUAUGUCUUUGCAUCAAAUAAAAACAUAAGUGCUGGUUGACUGACCACACAAACGGUUCAAAUAGAAAAUUUUCAGUGCUACCUGAACUAAUAAAUGACACUUCUUAUUGAGGUUAGCUUAAUAAAAUUUUAAAAAUUACUGAUUUUUUUUUUUUUUGUUUCUUUUUGUGUAAACCUUUCAGGUUUUAUUCGGUUUUAUGUGUUUGGAGGCAUUCCUGUUUAAGAGCUUCCUGUUCUCAUUAGCUGGCUUUGCAACUUUUUUAUAAUAAAAAGGAAAUUGCCAUUUAAA
This is a messenger RNA of Oenanthe melanoleuca, 2878 nucleotides long. RefSeq names its product RNA binding motif protein 12B (gene RBM12B). The coding region runs from base 217 to 2316 and encodes 699 amino acids. The transcript has 3 exons. Gene Ontology annotation, biological process: regulation of RNA splicing. Gene Ontology annotation, molecular function: RNA binding. Gene Ontology annotation, cellular component: nucleoplasm; ribonucleoprotein complex. NCBI's taxonomy places the organism in Eukaryota, Metazoa, Chordata, Aves, Passeriformes, Muscicapidae. The record is from RefSeq and is a predicted model, not a curated record.